Linnemannia hyalina is the source of this 1332-nucleotide messenger RNA. Lineage: Eukaryota; Fungi; Mortierellomycota; Mortierellomycetes; Mortierellales; Mortierellaceae. The record is from the annotation of a GenBank genome assembly.
AUGGACCACAUCACCCACCUGUUCACGAGCGGUCCCUCGGCACUCUGGUCAACCCUCCAGGACACUCCACCUUCAAUCGUCGUCCCCCUCAUAACCAUCACUGCCGCCGUACCCAUCGUCCUCUUCUCGCUCUACCAAACCUACGCCGUCUCACCCGUCAUCCUGAUCCACAACAAGAGUCCCGUAUCAAUCACCAUCUACGACUCCAAGACCGAUACCACAAAACGCGAAGAUCUGGUCGAAUACAUCAAGAAGAAAUGCCCCUCGCUGUUUGGACCUGGAGCGGUGUUCAGACCUACACCCUGGUUGGCGAAUGGACAUUUACAGACUGCUUGUUCGGCGAUGAAAGGAUUUGAGGAUCUUUAUCAGAUUGACUAUCAUCGUGAGCUGCUAUCGACUCCCGACGGUGGAACGGUCUCAAUCGACUGGGCACCCUCCCUCGAACAACUUCCCGCAGACAGCACUCCCACCUUAGUCCUCCUCCAUGGAUUGACCGGCGGCAGUUACGAAUCCUACAUCCGCGCCCUCGUCGAUCACGUCACCAAGGUCUACGGUUACCGCUGUGUUGUUUUCAAUGCCCGUGGAUGUGCCAACACCCAGGUCACAUCGCCUCAGCUCUUUUCUGGUGGUUACACGGAGGAUAUCAGGAUGGUUGUCAAGCACUUGAGAAAGACGCUGCCAGAGUCCAAGAUGAUGGGUGUUGGGUUCAGUUUGGGAUCGAAUAUCUUGAUGAAUUACAUGGGCGAAGAGGGUGACCGGUGCGAAUUCUUGGCUGCUAUGUCUGUCGGCAAUCCCUUUGAUAUGCUCGGAUCAUGCCUGGCGAUUGAGCGCGGCUGGUUCACUCGGACGGUUUAUGCCCCAGCAAUGGGCGGCAACCUCAAAAAAGUCCUCCUCGACAACGCCGAAGCCUUCAAGAACAGCACCGUCAUCAACCUUGACACCGUUCGCUCCGAAGUCGUCCGUAUGCGCCAAUUCGACGACCAAGUCACCCGAAAAGUCUACGGCUAUGAAACUGUCUCCCAAUACUACCGUGCUGCAUCCUCCGCCACGCGGAUUUUGGCCAUCAAGAGACCGUUCUUGUGUUUGAACGCCCGGGAUGAUCCGAUUGCUGUCGAUGAGAUUUUGCCGAGGGAUGAGGUCCGCGUCAACCCGUAUGGAUUGAUGGCGACUACGGCGCAUGGCGGGCAUUUGGGAUGGUUUGAAGGGAUGAGUAACCCGACAAGGUGGUGCACCAAGCCGCUUGCAGAGUACUGUGCGGCUAUCUUUGAGGCUGAUCGGAGGCCAAUUUCUGAGACCCCUUCAACAGGUCGUUAUUUCGCUGAUAAAGAGUAA